Messenger RNA from Gossypium raimondii (Peruvian cotton), 2917 nucleotides. RefSeq names its product CSC1-like protein RXW8. The record is from RefSeq and is a predicted model, not a curated record. NCBI's taxonomy places the organism in Eukaryota, Viridiplantae, Streptophyta, Magnoliopsida, Malvales, Malvaceae. Gene Ontology annotation, molecular function: calcium-activated cation channel activity. The transcript is spliced from 11 exons. Bases 315 to 2525 code for a protein of 736 amino acids. Gene Ontology annotation, cellular component: plasma membrane.
UAAAAUUUUUUCUUUUUAUAAAAUUUUGGGUUCUUGAUUUUUGUUCUUCAAAGUUAUCAAAUAAUUUCUCCUUUUUUGUUUUUUAUUUUUGGCUCGAGAAUUUCUCUUUGUUUGGUAGUUUUUACGCUUUAUUUUGGCUCUAAUUUUCGCACAGCACUUGAUUCAGGUUCUGUGUGAAAUUGAGCCAAACUUCUUUAAAAAAAUUCCUCUGUUUAAAGCAAGUUGUGAAGCAGUUUAAUGUCCUACUUCAGCAACUAAUCGCUUGAGUAAUUGGAUCUGUAAAGCUUUAAACAAAGGAAAUAUAGUUGAGUGGGAUGGAUGUCAGUGAUCUUUUAACUUCUGCUGGAAUCAACAUAGCUAUAUGUGUUGUGCUUCUGUCACUGUAUUCCAUAUUGAGGAAACAACCAGGCAAUGCGUGCGUGUAUUUUACACGGCGGCUUGUUUCGGAACCGGUAAGGGGUACUGGUGCUAUUAGUUGCUUUGAAAGAUUUGUGCCCUCUACAGGCUGGAUUGCUAAAGCCUGGCAAGCAACCGAUGAAGAAAUAUUGGCUGUCGGCGGUGUCGAUGCUGUAGCUUUCAUGAGAAUAGUUGUUUUCAGUAUUCGGGUAUUCAUCAUUGCUGCUGUAAUUUGCCUUUUUAUAGUGCUUCCAGUAAAUUAUUAUGGACAAGAUAUGCAGCACAAGGAAAUCCAUUCAGAAUCACUUGAAGUAUUUACAAUUGGAAAUGUAAAAGAAGAUUCUAAAUGGCUUUGGGUCCAUUGUCUGGCAUUAUACCUCAUAUCCUGCUCAGCUUGUGUUCUACUUUACUUUGAGUAUAAAAAUAUCACUAAAAUGAGGUUAGCACAUAUUACUGGAUCUCCUCCCAAUCCAAGUCAUUUCACAGUUCUAGUCCGUGGUGUCCCUUGGUCCCCGGAUAAUUCAUACAGUAAUUCAGUGGAACAGUUCUUUUCAACUUAUUAUCCAGAAAGCUAUUUGUCCCAUCAGAUGGUAUAUGGAUCUUGUACAGUUGAUAAAUUAAUGAAGGAUGCAGAGAGAAUGUACAGAAUGCUAAAAUCCAUUGACCCACGGUUUCUAGACAGGUCUUUGCCAUAUUGUAUUCCUGGAGGAGCUGCACAUCCCUUUAUGGUGCUUAACCUUAGAGCAGACAGUGUUAGCAGUUCAACCAGUAUGGAUAGGCUGCAACCAAGUCAAAGAAGAAAGGAAUGUCCAGCUGCUUUUGUUUUCUUCAGGACUCGCUAUGCUGCUCUUGUUGCAGCACAAGUUCUUCAAUCAUCAAAUCCCAUGUUGUGGGUGACAGAACUUGCCCCUGAGCCACAUGAUGUUUAUUGGUCAAACCUCUCCAUACCGUACAAACAAGUUUGGCUUCGUAAAAUAACAACUCUUAUAGCUUCUGUUGUUUUUAUGUUCCUGUUUCUUCUUCCUGUUACAUUUGUGCAAGGCUUGACUCAACUAGAGCACUUAGACCAGCUAUCACGUAGAGUUCCAUUUCUUAAAGGAAUUUUAAAACAGGAGUUCAUACACCGGGUGGUAACAGGUUACUUACCAAGUGUGAUUCUAAUGUUAUUUCUUUAUGCUGUUCCACCAACUAUGAUGUUAUUUUCUGCAAUGGAGGGGAAUAUUUCACGUAGUCAGAGGAAACGGAGUGCUUGCAUCAAAGUUCUGUACUUCACAAUUUGGAAUGUUUUCUUUGUUAAUGUCCUUUCUGGAUCCAUCAUCAGGCAAUUGACUGUUUUCUCAAGUUUUAAAGAUGCACCUAAACAACUUGCCAGAGCAGUGCCAACCCAGGCUACCUUCUUCACGACUUACGUAUUAUCAUCAGGCUGGGCUAGCUUGUCCUGUGAAAUAAUGCAACCUUUCCCGCUUAUUUGCAAUUUUUUCAGAAAAUUCAUACUAAGAACCAAAGUCGAACCAUCUAGUUGUGCUCUAACCUUCCCUCACCAUACUGAAAUUCCACGGCUGCUUCUGUUUGUACACAUUGGCUUCACUUGUUCCAUUAUGGCACCCUUAAUAUUGCCCUUCUUGCUGGUUUUCUUCUUUCUCGCUUUCCUCGUCUAUCGAAACCAGAUUCUCAAUGUAUACGUACGAAAAUAUGAAAGUGGGGGAGAAUUCUGGCCUAUUGUUCACAACUCAGCAAUCUUCUCCCUAUUGUUAACACAAGUUAUCGCCCUCGGGGUCUUCGGCAUAAAACAAUCACCGGUUGCUUCUGGUUUCAUCAUUCCCCUAAUAUUACUCACUCUUCUAUUCAAUGAGUACUGUAGGCAGAGAUUUUCCCCUGUUUUCAAGAGGAGACCUGCACAAAUUCUUAUAGAGAUGGAUCAACAAGAUGAGCAAUUGGGAAGGAAAGAAGAGAUUCAUAAUCAAAUACGUUCAGCAUACUUCCAGAACCCGAUAAUAUCUCAUCAAGUGUCCAUUAAUUCCAACUUGCCGUUGUCUAGAAACACAUCACACCACCAAGGAGACGAAGAUAAUUUGCAUGGUCUCAAGUCGUUGAAACCAUUCAGGUAUUCAACAAGUUCAAUUAGAUGAACAAUAGGCUGUUGAUUGCACUUGGGAACUGAUUGAUUCAUCUCUUAUCGUCAAUGUGCCAAAAAAAGGCACCAUCAUCAUAUUGGCGGUUGCUUGCUGGGACCAGUAGCUGUAACUUGUACAUUUAUAUAGGAAACAUUUAACACCAGUAAAGAGGCAAAGAGAGACUGGAAGCAGCACAUAGGUAAUAGUUUUUUUGCUGUGGAAAAUUAAGUACUUUUUCAGUUUUAUUUUCUCAAACUUUAUGGGGCUGAGAUAAUUCAUACACAAGAUGCCCUUGUAUAUGUAUAUAACCUUAGACUUUAGUAAUUUAGGUUUUUAUACCAUCAAUUUGAAGCUAAAAUAUUGUGUAUUUUUUCCAAUUGUAUAUAUAAUAUAUGUGUCUUUAAACA